ACAUCGCUUUAAACAGAAAGAGAUGGCAGUAAUACAUAUUUAUUUGUUUAUUUUUAUUUUCAUUUCACAUUCAAAUACAACUAUUGAAAUAAAUGUUUGAUAGUCGAUAAGAGGUGCAAAGGAAGAAACAGUGAGGCAAAGCGAAUUUAUGCUAAAAACCCUCUCGAACACACGAAACCCGUCGCACUGCAUCGCGUCAUUUAUGACCUAUCUUAAGCGGUGCAGGGUAAGGUGCAGUGUCCACAGCUACACCAAGGCUAAGUACAACCGGAGUGACAAGAUGGAGAUGGGUCUGCCUGACUUCCCUCGUGGACCUCUGGACAUAUACAGGAAGAAAGCAUCCUUCAACUGGAAAGAGAUGGUUAUGUUCCUUGAGGGAGAGGACAUGCUAGCAUUUAAGCAACACGUGUUCCGGAUGUUGGAGAAUGACCCUAUCUUCGCCCGGCAGUCCGGCGAGGACAUGUCAACGGAGAGGAUGCGUGAGGUCACUUUCAGACGGUGUAAACAGCUGUUCCGGUAUGACUUCUUGACACGCGAUGGCAUCAUGGCGAACCCGUGGAGGACGGUAGUGUUCAAUGACUGUCUGGGCAUGUACGAUUGGUCAUUGGGCGCCAAGUACUUCCUCAACAAAGGGAUGUUUGGUGCGACUGUGGCCAACUCCGGAUCCCAGAGACACAGCCAGUUUGUGCAGGAUACAGAGGACAUGAUGACAUUUGGAUGCUUUGCAUUGACAGAGCUGAGCCAUGGCAGCAAUACCAGAGCUAUGAGGACCACAGCCAAGUAUGAUCCAAGCACACAGGAGUUUGUGAUCCAUUCCCUUGAUGUUGAGGCUGCCAAGUUCUGGGUGGGGAACCUGGGGAAGACGGCUACACACGCUGUGGUGUUCGCCCAGCUCUACACCCCCGACGGAGCCUGUCACGGCCUGCACUCCUUCAUAGUUCAGGUCAGAGAUCCCAAGACUCUGCUGGCGAUGCCAGGAGUAAUUGUUGGAGAUAUGGGCAAGAAGCUCGGCCAGAACGGACUGGACAAUGGGUUUGCGGUGUUUCACAAUGUCCGAAUCCCUCGGGAGAAUAUGCUGAAUAAGACCGGUGAUGUCACCCCUGAAGGACACUACGUCACACCUUUUAAGGACCCUAACAAGCGUUUCGGGGCUUCCCUGGGUGCCCUGUCGGGGGGCAGAGUCUCCAUCUCCAGAAUGGCUGUGGUCAACCUGAAGCUAGCCAUGACUGUAGCUAUCCGUUUUUCUGCCACCCGACACCAGUUUGGACCUAAAGACGACCAGGAGAUUCCUGUCAUAGAGUACCAGCUCCAGCAAUGGCGUCUGAUCCCUUACCUGGCGGCCGUGUACGCUCUGGACUACUUCUCUAAAUCCAUCUUUGGGAACUUUGUGGAGUUCCAGAUCGGUAUGAUGAUGAAGGACAAAAGCGACAGACAGGCGGAGCUGGGCAGAGAGAUCCAUGCCAUUUCCUGCUCCAGUAAGCCCCUGGGGUCCUGGACGGCUCAGAGGGGUAUCCAAGAGUGCCGUGAGGCCUGCGGAGGACACGGAUACCUGGCCAUGAAUCGUCUGGGGAGCCUCAGGGAUGACAACGACCCUAACUGUACAUAUGAGGGAGACAACAACGUGCUCCUGCAGCAGACCAGCAACUACCUCCUCAGCCAACUACACGCCAAACAACAAGAUGGAGUGAGGAUUGAGUCUCCACUAGAGUCUGUCAACUUCCUGGAAGACUUUGACAGCAUUCUGGAGACCAGGUUCACGGCAACGUCGGUGGAGGAGUGCAUGGACUCUGCAGUGCCAUUGGCAGCGUAUAAAUGGCUGGUGUGUUUCCUACUGAGAGAGAGCGAGAGGAGAGUGACUAAGGAAAAGGCUUCUGGCAAGGCUGACUUUGAGGCCCGCAACAACAGCCAGGUGUUCUACUGCCGUUCCUUGUCCAUCGUGUACAUAGAGCACACCGUGGUGCAGAGGUUCCACGACCAGACCCAUGAUGAGGACACACCGGCUGGUCUCAGACCAGUUCUUAAACAGCUCUGUGCCCUCUACGGCCUGUGGACCCUCAGCAACCACAUGGCCACGCUGUACCAGGGGGGUUAUUUCUCUGGUUGGGAGCCAGCUGAUUGGAUCCAGCAGGCCAUCCUCACCCUCUGCUCUCAGCUGAAGGACGAGGCCAUAGCUUUGGUGGACGCCAUUGCCCCUUCUGACUUCAUCCUCAACUCACCCAUUGGCAAUGCGGACGGGGAGCUCUAUAAGAACCUGUGGUCCACGGUGAUGCAGGGGAACAAGGUUCUAGAGCGCCCGUCCUGGUGGGCAGAGUUCACCUCAGACAAGCCUGUGGUGGGUUCCCUCCGACCCAAACUGUAGGUUUGUAGAUCACGGUUCUAGAGUCCUCUGUUCCCCAGUUACACCACCCAGUUUCAUCAGCCGAGAAGACAACAAGAAGAAGCCUUCAGAUUAGAUUAAUCUCCUUCUCCUCACAUUGAAAUAUGACCUUUGUAUUAUCAGAUAUGAAAUGAAUGACAUAUUGGGCCUUUUUAAUGAGUGUAGAGGCAAUGCAAUUAUAAACCACUGUCUUCCUCUGAAUACGGUAAAGAAUGAUAAUCAACUAUGUUUGGUAAUUGUUGGAAUCAGUGCCUAUGAUUGGAAGCACUCUAAAGAGAAUAGAUUAUGUUCAAGUACAUUUGUUAACACGUUUCAAUAGAUUUGAUGCCAGCUUCUUGAUAUAAUUAUGUAUCUAACACUACAUAAGGAUGUCUGUUUUGUAUAAUUAAUGUAACGGUGUAAUUAAUGUAACUAUAAAUUCAUGUAAUGUGAUAUUUGUGAAAUAGAGCUUAUUUUGAUUGCCAAAUGAUGCAAUGAGGCCACGUAUAUACUUACCACACAUAUAAUAAUGUGGUAAUAUAUAAAUGUAAUAAAUUGUGCACAUUUAGUAAAAUAAUGACUGAAUAAAGGGUUUGUAAAAUAAAUACAAUAUUUCUACUAAUACAUAUA
Messenger RNA from Oncorhynchus keta (chum salmon), 2986 nucleotides. It is a transcript of the gene acox3, whose product is annotated as acyl-CoA oxidase 3, pristanoyl. The transcript is spliced from 18 exons. Gene Ontology annotation, cellular component: peroxisome. Gene Ontology annotation, biological process: fatty acid beta-oxidation using acyl-CoA oxidase; lipid homeostasis. The coding region runs from base 149 to 2359 and encodes 736 amino acids. The record is from RefSeq and is a predicted model, not a curated record. Gene Ontology annotation, molecular function: pristanoyl-CoA oxidase activity; FAD binding; fatty acid binding. Lineage: Eukaryota; Metazoa; Chordata; Actinopteri; Salmoniformes; Salmonidae.